GUGUAUUUGACGGUAAACUUCAUACUCGACUAUUUCAGUUAUUUCACGCCUUAGUUUACCCUUCGAAUAACUAAUCUACGUAUUCAUAAUUUCGGACCUAAUGAUUCAAGAACCGACAUCUGUUUGUGUUGUUUUUAGUGGAAAAAGAAAAUCCGGCAAAGAUUAUACUGUCAAUCGUCUGACUAAUCUGCUCCGAUGUAAUCAUCUUUCUUGUUUAGUAGUACGAAUAAGUGAGCCAAUUAAAUCGUAUUUUGCUGAACAUUAUGGAUUAGAUUUGUCUGAAUUAUUAUCCUCGAAUGAAUAUAAAGAAAAAUAUCGAAAACAAAUGAUUGAUUGGAUGGAACAGGAAAUAAAGCAAGAUCCUUAUACAUUCACUCGGAAAUCGUUGCUUGAAAGUAUUAGACGAUAUGGCAUACCUCAUCCUGAUAUUAUUAUUAUCUCAGAUGCCAGAAGGAUAAAUGAUGUAGAGUAUUUCAUCAGGACAUUUGGUCGAUCUAAGUGUUUGUUAAUACGUAUUGUCACACCUAUAGAAAUUAGAAUCGAACGGGGUUGGUCAUAUGUUGAUGGGGUUGAUAAUGUUAUGUCUGAGUGUGGAUUAGAUGAAUUCACUUGUUGGGAUUACAUUUUAUCCAAUGAUGGAGACGAAAGUGCAUUUAAAAACCAUUUAGACGAUAUUGUUGCACGCAUUAAAGAAGUGCGAAAAUUAUCCUAAUGUUUAUCAUGCAGUCAUUGAUAAUAAUGCUUGAUGCAAGUGUAGUCGUUUACGUUGUAUGAACACUUCUUUCAACAUGCGUUUACUGCAACAAUGUUGAGACGUACUUUUGAGCAGUGUCGCAAUUGAACGAGUUUACUUCUCGGAUGAUCAUUAUUCUGGCUACAAAUUUCCAGAUUGUUUGGGAAAUAAAUCUUGUUUGGUUAUUGGAAAUAAAAUACUGAUCUACUUCAGAAACUCGCAGUCGACUCUUGUCUAGAUUUAUCUAUUUAUGAGAUUGUUCCUACAUAACUCAUGGGAUCUGACUUUAAAACCCUCACGAUCAAAUACAUAUUCAGUGUACAUCAGAUAAUCAAUGUCUUCAUUUUUAGUGAAAGCAAAUUUUUUUCCUGAGUAUGUCACUCAUCAUUUUCAUAAUACAUUUUUAUAGACAUAUUCUUUUUGUAUUGUUGAGACUAUAAUAUUUGCCGUAGAUUCAAUUUUGUUAUUACUUAUUCUAAAAGAAUGUUAAUUUCAAACGAAUUCACCAUAAAUAAUGGCUAGUUAACCGUACAUAACGCAUCCUAACCACCUCAGUUGAUGAAAGUUUACAACCUCGCUAAAUUUGUCCUAACUUGUAUUUAGCCAACUACUACAUUUAUAUUUUAUGGAGUUAUACAAUGUGGUAGUAACCUAAUACUUAGUUUUAGAUUCCGCAACGCAGACUUUAUGCUUGAGUCUCUCCUAAUUUAUUAAUAGACUUUUCUCAAUUGGUGGUGUUGUUUAGGUAAUGGUGUA
Schistosoma spindalis is the source of this 1489-nucleotide messenger RNA. The record is from the annotation of a GenBank genome assembly. Lineage: Eukaryota; Metazoa; Platyhelminthes; Trematoda; Strigeidida; Schistosomatidae.